AAUGAGAUAUAGUCCAGCUUCUUAACAAUAUGGAUAAGCAUAUGGAUAUUCUUAACCAUAACAAUCUGCACGACCACCCUAUGUAUUAAAAUCAUUAAUAUAUAAGCAAUCCUAUAAACCGAACGACAAUGCAUAAAGUCACACAGUUACUCAUCCACAUGUUAGAGAAAUGUAUCAUCGAGAAGCACCAAUUACAGUAGUUACUCGAGAUGAGAUUGAAAGUGUUUGGAAAGCCAAAUGCUCAUAAUUAGAAUAAGCAUUAACAGAAUGUCAAACAGAAGUGAUGAGACUAAGAGGAAUUGGUGCUACUGAAAAAAUCACUUAUGUUGAAGAUACUUUAAAGGUAUAAGAAUUCAAAUUAUUUUACCAUAGAUAAAUUAAUUGUAUCUAGAAAUUGAUAGAUUAAAUAAGUGUUUGUUGGAUAUGUCUUUAGAAUUAGAUCAAUAUAAACAUAAAUUAUAUAUGGCAACUGAUAAAUAAGCAAGAUAAUAAGCAGAAAUAGAUAUUGAUAAAAUGAGAUCAAUUAUGAUAGAGAAUGAAGCUAUGUUAAAUGCUGAAAUUGUUAGACUUAGAGAUUAAAAUGAAGAACUCUCUAAAAGAUAUCGUAUUCUAGAAUUAUCUAUGGCUGAUAGUAGACAUUAAUUGUCACUUAAGGAAUAUGAAGCUACACUCUCUUAAUUAAGAUAAGAAAUUGAUAGAGCUUAAUUCUCCAUUAACAGUUAAAGGGCAGAAACUGAAGAAUGGAAAUUAAAAUAUUAAAGACUUGAAGCAUAAUUAAGAGAUUCUGCUUAAUAUGAGGUUGAAAUUAGGAGAUUAAAAGAAAUGGUUGAUAAUCGAAAUAGAGAAAUUGAAUCACUUAAAUUAAAUUCUUAAUUUGAAAAUGAUGGUAAAUUAUAGAAUUUACAACUUGAAAUUGAGAGAUUAUAGAAUGAAUUGAGAUUAAAGAAUGAUGAAACUAAUCGUUUAAGAUCAUAAAUCUAAUAAUAAGAAUUGACUAUUAAAUAUUUAAAUAGUAAGAUUACAGAAUUAGACAAUAAAAUUUUAUAAAUGAAAUAAGAGAAUGAUUCUCUUAAAGCCAAUUAAAUGAAUUUUAAACCAUCUUUUUAAUCUAAUAAUGAAGACAAAGAAUAAAUUGAUAGACUUAGAAGUUAAAUUCAAUAAUUGAAUAUUGAAAUUGAAGAUUGGAAAUCUAAAUAUAAUGAAUUAGAUAAAAUGUAUCAAGAUUUAGAAUAUGAAUAUUAAAAUAACAAUACAAGUUAUGAAGAAGUUACAAAACUUACAAAUGAUGUUUAAAUUUGGAAAAAUAAAUUCUAAGAACUCAACAGAGAAUAUCAUCAAGUAUAAGAAGAAUUGGUUGUUACCUCUGCUGAAUUAGAUUCAUUAAAGAAGAAAUAGAACGAACUGUCCAAAUCAGGAGUUCGAUCUAGUGCAGCAUCGUAUAGGCCUGGAUAAGUAUUUAUUGUUAAUAUAUUUUUCUAUAGCAUCCUGAUGUAUUUCCAUAAGCAUAGAUUUGA
Paramecium pentaurelia is the source of this 1514-nucleotide messenger RNA. The record is from the annotation of a GenBank genome assembly. Lineage: Eukaryota; Ciliophora; Oligohymenophorea; Peniculida; Parameciidae.